AUGGCCGCCGAGCUGCGAAAGCUCCCUGAACUCGCUCUCCUACGCCGUCAUUUGGGAUAUCUACUCGCUGCCCGAUCACAGCACGGUGACUUUGCGGACUACCACGAAAGACUUCACCCAGGCCAGGCGACCCUGGAGUGUCCCUGCGGCCGCCAAACGUCGCCUACCCAUCUCUUCUACUGCAGGAAAGUCCCUCACCAUCUCCGGGCUCGGCUGACACCCGACCCUGAAACGGCGAUAGGACGGAUCCUCGGUAGAUCCUACAAGGUUUACCUGCGCAUUGCGAACUUCUACUACACGAAGAUCAACAAGCGUUACUAA
Messenger RNA from Metarhizium robertsii ARSEF 23, 321 nucleotides. RefSeq lists its product as uncharacterized. The transcript has a single exon. Lineage: Eukaryota; Fungi; Ascomycota; Sordariomycetes; Hypocreales; Clavicipitaceae. The record is from RefSeq and is a predicted model, not a curated record. The coding region runs from base 1 to 321 and encodes 106 amino acids.